AUGGAAAUGCUUUUCCAAGUUUCAUUUCUCUUUGUUGUAGCUUUAUGCUUCUUAUCCCUUCCUAGCAUCGUCUAUUCAGAAGAUAUUCCCCAACCCCCAGUUUCUCAAUUCCACAUUCAGGGACAGGUUUAUUGUGACACAUGUCGUGCUCGAUUCAUCACUGAACUUAGCGAGUUCAUUCCAGGUGCUAGUGUACGCCUCCAAUGCAAAGAUGGGGAGAAUGGAAAUAUAACAUUUACUGAAGUAGGUUACACAAGAGCAGAAGGACUCUAUAGCAUGCUUAUUGAACGUGAUCACAAGAACGAGUUUUGUGAAAUCACACUAGUUUCCAGUAGUAGAAAAGAUUGUGAUGAAAUUCCUACCGAAGGAUGGGUAAAAUCGUCAUUGAAGUUUAUACUUAAUACAGUAAAUGGUACUACACGCACAAUAAAUCCUCUUGGAUUCUUCAAGAAAGAAGUUCUUCCAAAAUGUCCACAAGUCUAUAAUAAGUUGGGUAUGUAUCCCCCAAAUAUGUGAAGAACAAAAUGAAGACGUUGGCUGAAUAAUUUUGUGUGCUUUUUUUGUCAAGGCUUUUGAUUGUCAAAUUAGAGUGCCUCGUAGAAUAGAAUAAUUUUGCUUUGUAAUUUCUCUGAGUUCCCAAGAUUUCCUUGUGGGAAGACAAUAAAAUUUGUAGAUUAUGAUGAGAUAAA
Molecule: messenger RNA, 689 nt
Organism: Olea europaea var. sylvestris
Lineage: Eukaryota; Viridiplantae; Streptophyta; Magnoliopsida; Lamiales; Oleaceae
Product: major pollen allergen Lig v 1-like
Exons: 2
Coding region: 1-516 (171 amino acids)
Source: RefSeq, a predicted model, not a curated record